CUCAUAGUUCGUCCGUUCACUGUCAGCGGCGCUUCAUCUCAUCUCACCGAUCAACCGGAGAACAGCGGGAAUUAAACAUGUCCAUCACCGAGGAUGAGAUUAAAAACGAACUUCAGUAUCCAGGGGAUGACCUUGUCUUCUUCGUUAAUGGAAAAAAAAUCACUGAGAAGAAUGCAGACCCUGAAAUAACACUCUUGACAUAUUUGAGAAGAAGCUUGGGUCUGACAGGAACCAAACUGGGAUGCGCUGAAGGAGGUUGUGGAGCCUGCACUGUAAUGGUCUCCAAAUAUCAUCCAAGUCAAAAGAGGAUUAUUCACUAUGCCAUUAAUGCCUGUCUGGCUCCUCUGUGCUCUUUGCAUCACUGUGCAGUGACAACCGUGGAGGGCAUUGGCAGUGUGGCAAGCAAACUCCAUCCUGUACAGGAGCGAAUUGCAAAGGCUCACGGCUCACAGUGUGGGUUCUGUACUCCGGGAAUUGUGAUGUCUAUGUACGCUCUUUUAAGAAACAACCCACAACCCACCAUGCAUGACAUUCAGGAGGCUUUUCAAGGAAACUUAUGCCGCUGCACUGGGUACAGACCUAUUCUAGAAGGCUAUAGGACAUUCACAAAGGAUGGGAGAUGUUGCGGUGGGAAAAGUCAGACUAAUGGCUGCUGUAUGACUAAUGGAAACACACAAGAGCAUGAAAAUUCAGCGCAUCCAGUUCAGAACUUGUAUGACCAAUCAGAGUUUAUGCCACUGGACCCGACACAAGAGAUUAUUUUUCCACCUGAGCUUGUAAGUCUGAGUAAACAGACCCAAAGAGAGAUGAGGUUUGUUGGGGAACGAGUGCUUUGGAUUCAACCCUGUUCCCUCAAAGAGCUCCUGGAGCUGAAGGCCACCUAUCCAAAUGCCAAACUAGUCAUUGGGAACACAGAAGUUGGCAUCGAGAUGAAAUUUAAAAACCUUCUUUAUCCUGUGAUUCUGGCACCAGCUUACAUUCCAGAACUGAAUAUUAUCCAACACACUCAGGAUGGUAUUGAGGUUGGCGCAUCAGUGACGUUGACUGUGCUGGGUGACGUCCUGCAGUCAGCAGUGAAGAAGCUUCCCGCUUAUCAAACUGAGGUUUUUAAGGCUGUUCUAGAGCAGCUGCGAUGGUUUGCAGGACAGCAGAUCCGAAAUGUUGCAGCUGUCGGUGGAAAUAUUAUGACGGCAAGUCCCAUUUCAGACCUCAAUCCUGUGUUUAUGGCAGCUGGCUGCAAGCUAACAGUGAUGUCCAAAGGGAAGAAACGUGUUCUUGAAAUGGAUGACCAGUUCUUCCCUGGUUAUCGUAAGACUGCUUUGAAGCCAGAGGAGAUUCUUUUGUCCAUUGAGAUUCCAUACACAAAAAAGGGCCAGUACUUCUCAGCCUUCAAGCAAUCCCCUCGCAAAGAGGAUGAUAUCUCUAUUGUCACGUGUGGGAUGAAUGUAUAUUUCAAGAAGCAAUCCAAUAUCGUGCAGAGUAUUCGGAUAAGCUAUGGAGGAAUGGCCCCUGUCACUGUUCUUGCUAUGGCCACGUGCAACAAGUUGCUUGCCAGGCAAUGGAAUGAAAAUCUUUUAGAGGAAGCCUGCAGCUCAUUGGCUGAGGAAAUGAGUCUAUCUCCCUCAGCUCCAGGUGGGAUGGUGACAUACAGGCGCACAUUGACUAUCAGCCUCUUCUACAAAUUCUUCCUCACUGUCCAGCACAAACUGGCUGUGAACCUGCAGAUGGAGGGUGUUACUGUUGAAGACAUUCAACCUGAGUUUUCCACUGCUACUGAGCUCUUCCAAAUGGACACACCUUCCAGUGUACAGCUUUAUCAGGAAGUUCCUCCAGGUCAAAAUAAGGAUGAUGUUGUUGGGCGCCCUAUCACACACCUCUCUGCUCUUAAGCAGGCCACAGGAGAAGCGGUUUACUGUGAUGACAUGCCCUGCUAUGAAAAUGAACUUCAUUUAGCUUUAGUCACCAGCACUAAAGCUCAUGCCCUCAUAAAAUCCAUUGACACCUCCAGUGCAAUGUCUGUUUCUGGAGUGGUUGCAUUUAUUUCUGCCAAAGACAUCCCUGGAAGUAAUAUGACAGGACCUGUUGUCUACGACGAGACAGUUUUUGCAGAUGAUAAGGUCACAUGCAUUGGACAUAUAGUGGGGGCCAUUGUGGCGGACACACAGGCUCAUGCUCAGAGAGCAGCCAAAGCAGUGAAGAUCAGCUAUGAGGAACUGAAGCCUGUCAUUGUGACCAUUCAGGAUGCUAUUAACAACAAGUCAUUCUUCGAGCCAGUUAGAACUAUAGAAAGAGGAGAUGUUGCACAAGGAUUUAAAGACUCUGAUCACAUCCUGCACGGUGAGAUGCACAUUGGAGGACAGGAACAGUUUUAUCUGGAGACUAACUGCACGCUGGCUGUCCCUCGUGGAGAGGAUGGAGAAAUGGAGCUGUUUGUGUCCACACAGUCGGCCUCCAAGACACAAGCUCUGGUGGCUAAAGCUCUAGGUGUUCCUGCCAAUCGGGUGGUGUGUCGUGUGAAAAGAAUGGGUGGAGGAUUUGGAGGGAAAGAGAGUCGGAGCACCAUUCUAUCCACUGUGGUUGCUGUUGCCGCACAAAGGGUUAAGUGCCCGGUUCGCUGCAUGUUAGAUCGUGAUGAGGACAUGCUGGUCACAGGUGGCCGCCAUCCUUUCUUUGGACAGUACAAGGUGGGUUUUAUGAAGAAUGGAAGAGUGAUGGCACUUGAGGUGACGCUCUACAGCAACGCAGGCAAUUCAUUGGACCUGUCAUUGUCAAUCCUGGAGAGGGCGCUGUUCCACAUGGAUAACUCUUACAACAUUCCUAACAUUUGUGGCACAGGCUUCAUGUGUAAAACCAACCUGCCAUCUAAUUCUGCAUUCAGAGGCUUUGGUGGGCCGCAGGGCAUGAUGAUCGCAGAGAGCUGGAUGAGCGAUGUGGCCUUGAGCUGCGGUCUGCCAGCUGAAGAGGUGAGGAGGAUGAACAUGUAUAAUGAGGGAGAUCUCACACACUUUAAUCAACGUCUGGACCAGUUCACCAUCGCUCGCUGCUGGGAGGAGUGCAUGCAGCUCUCAGACUUCAACAAGCGCAAGGAUGCUGUGGAACAAUACAACAGGCAGCACCGCUGGACCAAGAGAGGGCUGUCCAUCAUUCCCACCAAAUUUGGCAUCAGCUUCACUGCUGUUUUCCUCAACCAGGCAGGGGCACUGGUACACGUGUAUUCAGAUGGGUCUGUUCUGCUAACUCAUGGUGGAACAGAAAUGGGGCAAGGUCUGCACACAAAAAUGGUCCAGGUGGCCAGUAAAACUCUUGAAAUCCCCUGCACAAAGAUUCACAUCACAGAGACGAGCACUAGCACAGUUCCCAACACCAGCCCUACGGCCGCAUCCGCCUCCUCUGACCUCAACGGGAUGGCCGUCUAUAAUGCUUGCCAGACUUUACUACAGAGACUUCAGCCUUUCAAAGACAAGAACCCAAAUGGCUGCUGGGAAGACUGGGUCACAGCAGCCUAUUUUGACAGAGUAAAUCUGUCUGCCAAUGGAUUCUACAAGACUCCAGAUCUUGGUUAUGAUUUUGACACUAACUCAGGAAGGCCUUUUAACUACUUCAGUUAUGGUGUGGCCGUCUCAGAAGUGGAGAUAGACUGUCUAACUGGCAGUCAUAAGAAUCUUCAUACGUCCAUCGUGAUGGAUGUGGGCAAGAGUUUAAAUCCAGCACUGGACAUUGGACAGGUGGAAGGUGGGUUCAUGCAAGGCUUAGGUCUGUUCACGCUAGAGGAACUUCGCUACUCUCCUGACGGUUACCUAUAUACUCGUGGACCUGGCAUGUAUAAGAUUCCAGCUUUUGGGGAUAUUCCCAGUGAAUUAAAGGUUUCGCUGCUCAGAGAUGCUCCAAAUGACAAAGCCAUCUUCUCUUCAAAGGCUGUGGGUGAACCUCCUCUCUUUCUGGCGGCCUCAGUGUUUUAUGCCAUUAAAGAUGCCAUCACAGCUGCCAGGGCUGAGUCUGGACUGACCGGACCCUUCAGAUUGGACAGCCCUGCCACCCCUGAACGGAUACGAAAUGCCUGUGAAGACAAGUUUACCAAAUUGUGUCCUCCUGUGGAUCCUGGCACCUUUAUUCCAUGGGCAGUGCAGGUCUGAGACACAGCAAACUCAGUUUAAAGUCAACAUGAAAUCAGUCACUUCAAACUUUAUUACUGCACAUUCCUGGUUAUGUGCAAUGAUUCAUUGGUGCUUAUUGUUCCAAAGAAAAAAAAAUAUUUGUCUUAUUAAUCUCCAAAUCAAAAUGUUCCAGCUUACUGUUUGCCUGAAACAACUUUGUUUUCCUGCAGACACAGGCUGUUGGAUAGUUGCCAAAGUACAUGUCAAAUGGCCAGGGGCGUAGUGGACAUUUUAAAUGUGGGGGGACAGCUAAAUGAGAUCCAUAAGUUUGCGUUAAGAUACUUAUUAAUUACCUGUUUCUAAAUAUUCUGUCUCUAAAAGUGAGGUCUAGUUUCCAAGUAAAUAAAUUCAAGUCUUUUCUUUUCAAGCAUACCGUUUUACUCAGAAAUAUGAUAUAUUACACAAGUAAAAUUGUUUGCAAAAGGAUAUUCAUGUUGGCUUUAAAAGUAUUAUUAUUGUAUUCAACAUGAGUUUGAUAAAUACAUUGUAAUUGCGAAAGAGAAACUGAGGAUUUCGCUGUGAAAACAUAAGCUUUUGUGCUGUUAUGACCUCUCAAUGAAGCUUAAAUGAUAUGAAUGUGUAACGAAGUAUAAAAAGUGCACUUAAUUACUUUUAAAAUUAAAAGUAAUUUUACUAAUGUUUUUUUUUUCAAUUGUUCAAAUGCACUGUUUUAUCACCUUUGAUCAUUUUAGUAACUAAAGCUUUCUGAUAUUUCUCACACAUUUUUAUUCAUAACUAGCAGUUCGGAGUUUAUACUUUACAAUUAAGUUUUUUUUUCUUAAUUCUGAGUUCAUAUAUUGCAAUUAUUACUUCUUUUAAAUUGCAUCUUAAUUACUCACAAUUAUUAGUUUAAAGGAUUUCAAACUUUUGUCUAUAUUUCUCAUAAAUCUGAGUUCACGUCUCAUAAUUCAGAUGAUUUUUCUCAGAAUUACAAUUCCCUCUCAUUUCAGCAAAAAUGCAAACUUGCAAAGGAUUUAAAGUUACAACAACCUUUUUUCUUGUGACAAUCAAUUAUUUAAUUAUGUGCAAAAUAAAUUAUUUUCUUUUUAAAUUGAAGUAUUGAAUACUGAUAAUAUGAUACUUUUAAUUUAUGGUAAGUCAAUAGAUUAUGUUAUUUUGCAAUAUAGAUAGUAAAUUAUACUUAUUUACACUAGUCUACAGUGAUUGUCAAAUUAAUGUAAUUUGUUCAUCAUGAUUCAGAUGAUUGCAAUGUGUAUGCGUAUGUGCUGAAAGCAACAUGUUGAAUCUUGUAACAAAGGACAAUUAUUGCUUCGAAAUGUAUCAAGAGUUGUUACUGGUAAAGGAUUUUGUAGCUUAUUAAUAUUGAAUGAGUCACUUCAAAACGCCUCAUUGUAUAAAAUAAAACAUGUGUUCUUACAUUA
Molecule: messenger RNA, 5536 nt
Organism: Danio aesculapii
Lineage: Eukaryota; Metazoa; Chordata; Actinopteri; Cypriniformes; Danionidae
Gene: xdh
Product: xanthine dehydrogenase
Exons: 36
Coding region: 78-4133 (1351 amino acids)
Molecular function (GO): xanthine dehydrogenase activity; iron ion binding; 2 iron, 2 sulfur cluster binding
Source: RefSeq, a predicted model, not a curated record